UGACGACGGAGCCGGGCGCAGUACCCCGGUUUCAGCCGGGACUGGCCCGGCAGCGGUACGGCAGCGUACGGCCGGGCGGAUGCAUGAACCAAUCACAGAGCGGUAUCUACAUCCGUUCCGUGGAUCCGCCUUCCGCACCCGGCGGAGCGGAUCUGGACGGCUUAGACAAAUGAGUGUCGGACGAAGUGUAACUCCUUACUCCUCUCCUCUGCUCCGCGAAAGACAUCGCCCUUGACCUUCAGUAAGUCUAUCGUGCCCUCGAUAACUGUGGGUAUCUAGCAUUCAGCACUCAUAACGGUUCGAACCAAACAGAAUGGCACCACACUCAAUGGAAGACACGCAGCGGCCUUGUUGCUGCUCCUCCGUUCCCUCGGACUCCUCAAUCAACACUCUCAACUCCGUGUCGUCCUCCACAGGCUUCGAAGGCGGGUCAGAUUCUUGCUCCACCCUUCCCUCCCCAUCACCACCGCUACACCCGUCCUCUCAAGACAACCCAGCAUCCUCCCUUUACCGAAUCGAUCUGCACACCCACAUCAUGCCCCCCUCCUUGCCGGACCUGGCCUCCCUCAGCCCCAGCACCCCGGAAUACGCGUGGCCGGCCUUGCGCCCCACGGCCGACCGCGCCGAGACGGGCGCCGUGGACAUGUACGUCGGAGACACCUUCUUCCGGCGAGUAACGCGAUCGUGCUACGACCCGGCAGCGCGCGUGGCCGACAUGGACGCGGCCGGGGUGGACGUCCAGGUGCUCAGCACAGUGCCAGUUCUGUUCUGUUACGACGCGCCGGCGGCGGCUUCGGCGGCGACAGCAGUACUGGCGCGGGUCCUCAACGACCACAUUGCGGCCGUGUGCGCGCAGUUCCCGCAGCGUUUCGUGGGCUUGGCUACGGUGCCUCUACAGGACCCCAUUGCGGCCGUUCGGGAGCUUGAGAGGGUUAUGGCGCUCCCCGGCAUCCGCGGCGUGCAGAUCGGCACGAGUGUCGAAGGUCAGAGUCAAGGGGAUGGGUCUGGGCCCGAGACGGUCAUGCUGGAUGACUCUCGGCUCGAGCCGUUUUGGACAGCGUGCGAGGAGCUCGACUGCCCCGUCUUUGUCCACCCGCUCGGGUACGCGCUCACGGGGGAGAACAAGGCGCGCUGGGGUAGGUACUGGGCGUCGUGGCUCGUGGGGAUGCCGUGCGAGACGGCGCUGGCCAUGCACGCGCUCACUGCCGGCGGGGUGCUGAUCAGGCAUCCGAGGCUGCGUGUGUGCUUUGCCCAUGGCGGCGGGGCGUUCCCCGCGCUGCUGGGCAGGAUCCAGCGCGGGUUCGACUGCCGACCGGAUUUGGUUGCGACGCGGGCGUGUGGUGUGACACCGACGGAGCAUCUCAGGGGGGAGGUGCCCGCGUUGAGCCCGUCUUCCGGGGGAUUGGAGGAUCGAAGACAGAGCCAGGGACACGGUCAGGGGCAGAUCUGGAUCGACUCCCUGACUCACGAUCCGGAUUUGCUGGAGUAUGUUCUUAAAAAGUUGGGACCGGGCGGCCCAGAGCGGAUCGUGCUGGGGAGUGAUUAUCCUUUUCCUUUGGGCGAGGUGCCCGUUGCUGGCAAAAUGCUCAUUGAAGACGAGCGCGUCAGGCAAUUCUUGAGUCUGGACGAGGUGGCGAGGAUUCUCGCGGGCAAUGCUAUUCGGUUUCUGAAGCUUGGACACGAGUUUGAGGACCGGUUCGGGAUGCGGCUAAGGGUCGUGCAAAGUCGGAUGCAGUCAAGGGGCUUGUUGCAGAGUCCAAGGUCAAAAGCUGAGGGAGCUGGCUGGGGUGGCUUUCAUCGCGGAGUGCCAGUCAUGCAUGAAGGUAAAGUGCAAGAUGGAGGGAAAUCAUAUGAUGCGAAGGUGAGAAUUGUCGACGAUGACUGGGAGCUGUCCUCGAUCAGCCACAGCUUUUAGUCUGGCCAGAGUUGAGAUUAGUGUGUCCUUUUGGAGAAUUGGGAUGCUCGUUUUGGCUCGAUUGCCACGGCGAUUGGAAGAGAUAACAAGUUGAA
Canariomyces notabilis is the source of this 2010-nucleotide messenger RNA. RefSeq lists its product as uncharacterized. The transcript has 2 exons. Gene Ontology annotation, biological process: secondary metabolic process. The record is from RefSeq and is a predicted model, not a curated record. Gene Ontology annotation, cellular component: cytoplasm; cytosol. Lineage: Eukaryota; Fungi; Ascomycota; Sordariomycetes; Sordariales; Chaetomiaceae. The coding region runs from base 314 to 1915 and encodes 533 amino acids. Gene Ontology annotation, molecular function: hydrolase activity; carboxy-lyase activity.